Solea solea (common sole) is the source of this 6616-nucleotide messenger RNA. It is a transcript of the gene elfn1a, whose product is annotated as extracellular leucine-rich repeat and fibronectin type III domain containing 1a. Gene Ontology annotation, molecular function: protein binding. Lineage: Eukaryota; Metazoa; Chordata; Actinopteri; Pleuronectiformes; Soleidae. The record is from RefSeq and is a predicted model, not a curated record. The coding region runs from base 1085 to 3436 and encodes 783 amino acids. The transcript is spliced from 3 exons. Gene Ontology annotation, cellular component: plasma membrane.
ACAAACGCUUCACUGCGUCCAUUUAUAGCCUCGCGGUGACAAACAAUCUUAUUAUGAGAUUUAAACUUUGCCUCGGCGGCGAGUCUAGAGGAUCAGCGCGCGCUCCUCGCACUUGUCCGACUGAGACCGUGAGCUCUACCUACACCCACUCCACUCCACUCGUGUAACACGCCUCCUCUGACUGUGGUCAAACGCUGCUGUUGUGACAGACAGACAGAAAGAAAGAAAAAGAAGGAGAAGCAGGGAUCUGGGUCUGAUCAGCGCAGACGGAGCGCUGAGAGGAGGAAGAGCUCAGUCCUGAAUUAAAUCAUUCACGGCUAAAUGGAUCUUUGAGACUCUCCCUUGACUGACGCAGUGAACCGCUGCUCUUUGCAAAAAGCAAAAACUGGGAUUCUUUCGUUUCUUUUCUUGUUCUGUUUUUUGUACACGUUUCAUGUUCUGAGAUCGAACAGAGAGAAGACGAAGAAAACAAAACACACGAAACAUUUCCCCCCGUCUCUUUGAAAAUGCCCUGCUGUGCUCGUGGUGACAUACAGUGAGUGAGCUGCCAGCUCGAGGAGAAAGAAGCUCCUGCUCCGGGAUCGUCAAGCAGAGUUCAAGACAAGAACCUCCAGAACAUCCGUACAGCUGGAAGACACCAGGGAUGCUCUCUCUCGCUGAGCACUUGAGCCUGGAGUACAGAGGUUAUUCCUCCAUGCACACGAGGGAGACGCAGCGAGGAGGACACUUGCAGAAAAAAUAAGAUGAGAUCAUUAAAUGAUGGUAACCUCUAAGGAGAUAAGCACAAGCCAACCUGAGGUGGUGAAAGCUCUAUUAGACCACACCGCCACAACUUCACUGCAGAAACACCUUAAUGAAAGAAAAGCAGUAUAAAGGCAUAUACUCCACAUUUUUCUGACUGUUACAUGGUGACAACACCAUCCAUCAAUGAAGAGGAGGCUAAUAAAAGGACUGUUUCUGGCCCUGAAAACAGUUAAACACCCAGCUGUUUUUCCAACAGGAUCAUCUCAGCUGUACUAAAACCACAGCGGCAUCACCCUCUUAUCAUUUUCUGGCCCUGCACAUUACUCUCAGUGAAGCACCAAUGGCCUGCAGCUUAGGCAUGGUGAUGAGUGCCUUGUUUUGGUCUGUAGCCAUUGUAUAUUUUACUCAUGUUGGCAGAGUCAGAGGAGACUGCUGGUUAAUUGAGGGUGAAAAGGGCUUUGUAUGGCUUGCAAUUUGUAGCCAAAACCAACCACCUUAUGAGGCCAUCCCACAGCAUAUCAAUAGCACCAUUGUGGACCUUCGUUUGAAUGAAAACAAAAUCAAAAGCAUCCAUUAUUCUGCUCUUAGCCGCUUUGCCAACUUGACCUACCUGAACCUGACAAAGAAUGAAAUCUCCUACAUAGAGGAUGGGGCCUUUUCUGCUCAAUUUAACCUGCAAGUCCUUCAAAUGGGCUUCAACAAGUUGAGGAACCUGACAGAGGGAAUCCUCAGGGGUUUAGGAAAGCUGCAAUACCUCUACCUCCAGGCAAACCUGAUAGAGACUGUGACACCCAAUGCCUUUUGGGAAUGCCCCAACAUAGAGAACAUUGACCUUUCUAUGAACCGUAUCCAGCAGUUAGAUGGGUCCACGUUUACUAGUCUAACUAAACUGACCACCUGUGAGCUGUACACCAACCCUUUCAACUGCUCGUGUGAAUUAUAUGGUUUUGUCAAAUGGCUCUCAGUUUUCCCAAACAGGACAAACGAGCGGAUGGCCUGUAACUCCCCACCGGGUGUCUCUGGUUAUAGUUUACUGAGCCAGAAUCCAAACAAUCCAACAUAUCGAAAUGCGCUUCACAUGCUCACAACGGUGUGUACUGAUGAUAAUGUGACAACAUUUAUUGCUCUGCCCACUGAGUCACCAACACCCCCACCAGACGCAACACUUUGUGGGCUGGAAGAUUGUCCAUCAGGCACUGAGCCUGAUGACAUUACCAUCAGUUCAACCUACAGCAGUGUGGAAGUCACUCCUCUGAUGAAAGUGAAGCAAGUGUCGAAUACAGGCGCCGUCAUCACAGUUCAGAUUCCUAAUCCUUUCAAAAAGAUGUACACCCUUGUUCUGUACAACAACAGUUUCUUCACAGAUAUCCAAACUCUUGCCGAAGAAAAGAAGGAUAUUGAGCUGAAAAACCUUAAACCCCAUACCAACUACACGUACUGUGUCGCUUCAGUGCGUAACUCUCUAAGACACAACCACACCUGUCUGACAGUCACUACUGGCCCUCGUAUUGAAAAUGACAGAGCUGUAAAUAACGCAACUGCUACUCAUUACAUUAUGACAAUCUUAGGCUGCCUCUUCAGCAUGGUGAUUUUUCUCGGGGUGGUCUACUACUGUUUGCGAAGAAAGCGUCAGCAAGAUGAAAAGCACAAAAAAUCAAGCAGCCUGAAGAAAAAUAUCAUGGAACUCAAAUAUGGUCAAGAACUGGAGGGGGGGAAUGUUUCUCGAAUGUCUCAGAAGCAGUUGUUGGCUGGGGAGAGUAUGGCACGCAUGCCAUAUUUACCAUCCGCCGGGGAAAUGGAGCAAUACAAAUUUCAAGAGAUAAGUGAAACUCCUAAAAUGAUGAAGGGUAAUUACAUGGAGGUGCGCAGUGUGGAACACCAUGAACGCAGGGAAUGUGACAUGGGAAUGGCUGGGAAUAGCCAAGGAUCCGUGGCAGAAAUUUCCACCAUUGCAAAAGAGGUGGAUAAAGUUAACCAGAUAAUUAACAACUGCAUUGAUGCUCUAAAGUCGGAAUCCACCUCUUUCCAAGGGGUGAAAUCUGGAGCAGUGUCCACAGCAGAGCCUCAGCUCGUACUUUUAUCAGAACACCCACAGAAUAAAUCUGGCCUUCUGUCCCCAGUAUACCAGGACAGCUAUCACCACUCUCUGCAGAGGCAUCGGACCUCUAAUGUCUCACCAAAGAGGCCCAGUACUGCCACCGGAGGGCCCAUGCGAAGCCCCAGGCCUUAUCGCUCUGAAUCCAAGUACAUAGAAAAAACCUCCCCAACAGGAGAGACCAUCCUCACUGUCACACCUACUGCCAACAUGCUGAGGGCCGAAGCGGAGAAGAUCCGUCAAUACAGUGAUCACCGGCACUCGUAUCCCGAUGCUCAGAUAGAGGAGCUUGAAGGACCCGAUGGUCACAAAUCCUCUAUGUUGGAGCCUCUUACCCACUCCCGCUCCAGAGACUUAGCAUAUUCUCAGCUGUCAUCUCAGUAUCACAACCUCAGCUACUCCUCCAGUCCUGAGUACUACUGCAAACCUUCACACAGCAUCUGGGAGCGUUUCAAACUCCACCGGAAACGGCACAAAGACGAGGAGUACAUGGCUGCAGGGCAUGCACUGCGUAAGAAAGUCCAGUUUGCUAAGGAUGAGGACCUGCAUGACAUUUUAGACUACUGGAAAGGUGUGUCAUCCCAACAAAAACCAUAAACCUCUUUAGGUGUUUUUAAAAUCAAUGGACCACACGUUGCAGAAAUGACACAAGAACUUCAUGUGACAAUUGAAUCAAUGGAACCAUAUUAUAUUCAACUACUCACACGUGUGUAUAAAAUUCCUUUCCUUUUUUUGACUGUGAGAAUAAUGGGGUAAACAUUCUUUAAAUUUGUCAUAUUAUGUAAAGCAUCCGAAGGGAAAACUUUUAUCUAUUAAAGAGAAAAUAUAUAUUGCAAAUUAAUAAUAUAUAUGUUACAAUGGAUUAUGGGUUUUUGGGUAUCGCAUGGCCAAGUCCUGUGACAGUGGAUUUGCUGUUGUGUAAUAUGAAACUACUUUAUGAAGAUAUGUCUGAUGAAACCUCAAUAUUUUCUGAUGAACUAUCUGGACCUUUCAUUUGGGAAAGAACUUUUUGUUUUUAAUUCCCGCCCCAAACUAUGUACAGAUAUGGGUUUCUAUAUUUGCAUUGUCUGCUGUGUAAAUGGAAACAUAUUAGUGGAUGAGCCAGGUUUAUCAGAUGGAGCGCUGUCGAGUUAGAGUGUUGUGUUGCUAAGAAUGGCAUGUCCCACUUAGACCUGUGAAUUUUUUAACCUUCACCACCUGUUUUGUUUUUUCUAAUUACUCUCAUUCUUCUCCAAGCUUUUUCAGAAGAUACAGAUGGAUUCAGUUUUAAAGUCCCCCCCUUUGUCACUCAACACAAUUUUCACUGGACGGUUUCCUGGAAGACUUGUUACAGACGAGUUGCGGCACAUCACUGGCCGCAAUAAAGCUCCGUCAUCGGUUUAGCGAACCUCCAUUUGUAUCUUUAGAACCAAAGUAGAACAAGCUGAAAUGUUUACACUUAUCUCUGCACGGUCUGGGAAUCGUACAGCAGUCGGUCCAUGUCGACCUUCUCUUUUUUUAUUGUAUCAGUUACUUCUUUAAAAGGUGAACAACAUUGGGUAACAAUAACAUCCACACACACACACACAACGUGGUAUUGGAAGCGUAUUAUUAAUCACUCAAACUUCGAGGGGAAAGCAGCUGUACUUCGUCGCCUGUUCUUCAGGUGAAUGGCUGCUCUUCUCUGCAGGAGAGCCCGAUGGAUGAAUGUAACAGAUACAUAUUCUGAUCUGUCUAUGGCAGCUUUUAUGUAUAUUUUCAAGGAAGUAUUUAUUUAUUGCAAUUGCUGACUGUUUGUUUUUAUUGUUCUUUGCUUUAAUAUUUCUUCCAGUGUAUUAUAUUGCAUAAUAUUCGAUCAGAUUAAUGGAGGAGAGCAGUUUGUUAUUCAGCUGGGCCUUGUUGCUUGCUGAGAGGUUUCAUUUUCAUUUUUAACUGCUAGGCCCUUAAAUCUUUUGUAUAUUAUGAAAGCUGCGUACCAGACGAAUAUCAACAUGCUAGAGUAAAAUUUGAGAAUGUGAAACUGAAUCCUCUGACUCACUGGCUGUGAAUUUGUACAACAUGACUUCUUUUUUUUAACAAAAAAUAAAUAUAUAGAAGACUUAAUGUUCUUUUUUUUUUCUCUCUUCACAAGUUGUUUAUAUAAUUUAUUCCAAACAGGCUCGUGAUGAUUUGUUGCAUAUUUAUGAAUGAACUUUUGUUUUAAUUUAGUUUGCAGUCUAGAAUGAUGGUUCAUAUAAGGUAGAAAUAAUACAAGGCUGAAGAUAUCGUCCAAUCAAGAGCAACAGUUGAUUGUGCUAAUUUUCCAGUUGGGUGCCAUUACAAUAGCGCCAGUAAAACCACAACUUCAUUAGAUCAAAACUGCUGUAAACAUGAUAGAAAUAUACCAUUUAACGUGUUUAACAUAUUAAACAAACUGCCUCCUCAAACUUUUUCAACUGCUUCCCAACGCGUUGGUCUUUCCACCACUGAACGCCAAUAAUAAAACCAAUUAGUUUUGCAUUGUGUUAAACACCAUAAAUACAACUUUGGCCGGACCCUGUAAGUAAACAACAAGCAUAAUUUCCUGAUAAUACACAUUUAUUUUUUUGUUGUUGUUUUUAAAGGAAUGAAUAAGAUACAACUAAUUUAAAGUGGGUACUGCAAUCCAAAUGAAAAAUAAACGGAUACACCACUGGCCCCACUUCCCUUCCUCCACAGACACUCAAGGUUGUUGGAAAGUUUAAGGAACCAAUUCUGCAUGACCCAAAAGGAUAGGUCUACAAGGAGCUCCACUUAUACCCCCUUUUUUCGACAUAAUACACAGACAAUUUGAGGACACAAGGGAUAGGGCAAGAUGAUCCGCUGUGGCAACCCCAAAAGGGAGAAGCCAAAAUAAUAAGUUACACAAACACAAUUUGCAGGCUGUAAAUGACAUAUUAAGUUGUGAAUAAACCAUCAGCGAAACUAAUAGUUGUAAUAGUAAAAAGACGUUUCCUUGUUAUCAUGGUCAUUUUAGGAUUUAAUACUACUUUUCUUACAUACACCACCUCCAACACCAGGUUAGCACUUGUUUGCUGCUUUUGAGUUGAUCACUUCACCUACAAGUGAGUAUCAAUGUCACAGAGUUAACAUUAAAUCCUUUGACAGAAAGAAAAACCCAUUAAAGCAGGACAGGAUGUUUCAGAAACACUAUGGUGCACUGAGCUAGAAGACAUGCCCCAAAAAAGGGACUUUUUCAAGUGGCAUACUUCUUUUUUUUUUUUUUUUUCACUGGGUUUUAACACUGCAUCCAUUUCAUGUAAGUGAGUCAUCGUGUGAUUAUUCAUUAAUGUGAUAUGAAGCAUUCAUGAGCCUGAUGGGAAUGUGUUAUGUAAGCACCUUGUAAAGUGUUAACUUGGUUGUCUGACUUAAUAUUUCAACCGCCUUAAGAUUUUGGGAUUUGUGUACAACUUGUAAAUUUCCUUUUGUUUUAUGUUGAUCCUGAGUCUCCAUUUCUUGUUAUUUUUUUAUAUACAUAUAUAUAUAUAUAAAAAAGAAAGCAUUUCACGAUCUCCUGGGGGCAGUCAGGUUUCUAGUUAAUUUAGCUAUUUAGCAACAUGUUUUUUAUACUGCAUAUUGUAGCACUUCCUCUGUGUCUAAUACAAGUUUAAAGUGUUGAGAAAAACCUUUAGAAAGAUCAACAGUUUGCUGUUCAAGUGCAUCAAAACAAACAAGAGCACAAAAAUGUCUUCAUUUCAUUUGAUUUUAUUUCUUAAUACUAUGUUAUCUGCUUUCAGACAAAGUACUGUGAAAUAAAGUUAAGGGUGCACAUACAGAUCA